Molecule: messenger RNA, 1987 nt
Organism: Propithecus coquereli (Coquerel's sifaka)
Lineage: Eukaryota; Metazoa; Chordata; Mammalia; Primates; Indriidae
Gene: UMOD
Product: uromodulin
Exons: 11
Coding region: 65-1987 (640 amino acids)
Biological process (GO): neutrophil migration
Cellular component (GO): apical plasma membrane; cell surface
Molecular function (GO): calcium ion binding
Source: RefSeq, a predicted model, not a curated record
AAUUCUACCUUCCUGGCUUCAGGUAAGGCUGUCUGACCAGAAGUAGCUGUGAAGAGCAGAAAGAAUGGGGCGGUCUUUCUCUCUGAUGCUGAUGGUGGUGGUGACCUCUUGGUUCAUCACAGCUGUAGCCACUGACAGCUCCGAAACAAAUAGGUGCUCUGAAUGUCACAGCAAUGCCACCUGCAUGGAGGACGGGGUGAUCACCACGUGCUCCUGCAAGGAGGGCUUCAGCGGUGACGGUCUUGUGUGCGAGGACCUGGACGAGUGCGCCAUUCCAGGGGCGCACAACUGCUCAGCCAACGAAAGCUGCGUGAACACUCUGGGUUCCUACACGUGCGUCUGCCGGGAGGGUUUCCACCGGACGCCAGGGCUCGGCUGCACCGACGUGGACGAGUGCUCUGAGUCAGGGCUUAGCCACUGCCACGCCCUGGCCACCUGUGUCAACGAGGAGGGCAGCUACUCAUGCGUGUGCCCCGCAGGCUACUUGGGGGACGGAUGGCACUGUGAGUGCUCCCCAGGCUCCUGCGGGCCGGGCCUGGACUGCUUGCCCGAGGGCGACGCGCUGGUGUGCACCGAUCCGUGCCAGGCGUACACCACCCUGGACGAGUACUGGCGCAGCACCGAGUACGGGGAGGGCUAUGCCUGCGACAGUGGCCUGAAUGGCUGGUACCGCUUCGUGGGCCAGGGUGGCGUGAGAAUGGCUGAGACCUGCGUGCCCAUCCUGCGCUGCAACACGGCCGCGCCCAUGUGGCUCAACGGCACGCACCCGUCCAGCGGGGAGGGCAUCGUGAGCCGCACGGCCUGCGCGCACUGGAGCGGCCACUGCUGCCUGUGGGACGCCCCAGUCCAGGUGAAGGCCUGUGAGGGCGGCUACUACGUCUACAACCUGACAGCGCCCCCCGAGUGUCAUCUGGCGUAUUGCACAGACCCCAGCUCCGUGGAGGGGACGUGCGAUGAGUGCAGUAUAGACGAGGACUGCAGAUCGGAUAAUGGCAGAUGGCACUGCCAGUGCAAAGGGGACUUCAAUAUCACCGAUAUCUCCCUCCUGGAGCGCAGACUGGAGUGUGGGGCCAAUGACAUAAAGGUGUCCCUGAGCAAGUGCCAGCUGAAGAGUCUUGGCUUCGAGAAGGUCUUCAUGUACCUGCGUGACAGCCGGUGCUCGGGCUUCAACGAGAGAGGCAACCGGGACUGGGUGUCUGUGGUGACCCCAGCCCAGGCUGGCCCCUGUGGGACAGUGAUGACGAAGAAUGAGACCCACGCCACCUACAGCAACAUCCUCUACCUGGCAGAUGAGAUCAUCAUCCGUGACCGCAACAUCAAAAUCAACUUUGCCUGCUCCUACCCUCUGGACAUGAAAGUCAGCCUGAUGACCUCCCUGCAGCCCGUGGUCAGUGUCCUGAACAUCAGCGUGGGCGGGACAGGCAUGUUCACCGUGCGGAUGGCGCUCUUCCAGAGUCCUUCCUACACGCAGCCCUACCAAGGCUCCUCCGUGACGCUGACCACCGACGCCUUUCUCUACGUGGGCAUCAUCCUGGAUGGGGGCGACCUGUCCCGGUUUGCACUGCUCAUGACCAACUGCUACGCCACGCCCAGCAGCAACGCCACAGACCCCCUGAAGUACUUUAUCAUCCAGGACAGAUGUCCAAGCCUUGAGGACUCAACCGUCCAGGUGGUGGAGAACGGCGAGUCCCCGCAGAGCCGAUUUUCCGUCCAGAUGUUCCGGUUUACUGGAAACUACGACCUGGUCUAUCUGCACUGUGAAGUGUAUCUCUGUGACUUCAUGAACGAAAACUGCAAGCCUACUUGCUCCGGCGGGACCAGAUUCCGCAGUGGGGGCGUCAUAGACCAAUCCCGGGUCCUGAACUUGGGUCCCAUCACACGGAAAGGUGAGAGAGCCCCUCCCUCCUCGACGUUCCUGGGACUGGGGCUCCUGAAAGUCUGGCUGCCUCUGAUUCUCGGGGCCACCUUGACCGUGACACUUCAGUGA